Nomia melanderi (Alkali bee) is the source of this 5641-nucleotide messenger RNA. RefSeq names its product thioester-containing protein 1 allele R1. Lineage: Eukaryota; Metazoa; Arthropoda; Insecta; Hymenoptera; Halictidae. Gene Ontology annotation, molecular function: endopeptidase inhibitor activity. Gene Ontology annotation, cellular component: extracellular region. The record is from RefSeq and is a predicted model, not a curated record.
CCACUGGCUUGUUACUUCUAUAACGGUAAAAGCGUGACAGAUAUAGUAGAAGCAAAACGGACUGGAGGAAGGGAAACCUACACUAUUCAAUUUCUUGAAGCCAUGAUCGGUAGUGCUUGUUAGUAUUCUCUGAAUUGUUAGUUUGGAAGCGUUGCAAUUCCGUUGUUACAUUUCUUCGUGAAGUUUUCUUAAGAAAUACAUACUCGCGGUUGCAUGCAACCUGCGAGGUUGAUAUUUGACAUCUUUAAACAGAUUCGAUCAGUUAUGUAUUGUGAUCAUUGAUUAUCAAAUAUGACGAGACAUCUAAAUUUGGAAUUUCCCACGUUUCUAUCACGUCAUCAUAAAAACACAUGACACAUGUUACUGGAAGAUACAUACAUGUUGAUGGAAAAACCAGUUUUAUAAUUUAAGAUUAUACAGUAAUUUCGUUCGAUGAUACGCGCUAAGCUUAUAUCAUAAAUUCUGUAUUGCUAUAAUGUUAUUUUAAACGUCUAGUGAAUAAUAAUUCUUCACCGGAUAAAUGUUAAUCAGUAGAACGAAUAAAAAUGAGUUUCCUUUGGUUCUUUUUUUUCCUGUGCUACAUAUCUGCAAAUAUACAAGCUGAACCGUAUUAUAGUAUAAUUGCGCCAAAAGUGGUUCGACCUGAUUCAGAAUACCAUGUAGCAGUAAGCACAACUGGUAUCUCAACAACAUCAGUAAUAUAUAUCGAAUUAAAUGGCCAGCUGGAUAAUGGACAUACAUACAAUGUAUCCCAAAUUAUAGAAGUACAACCUUAUUCUACAAGAAUUUUAAAGCUUGAGAUUGGAGAUAUUGUACCUGGAAAAUAUAAAAUACUUGCACGUGGUCUAUCAGGAAUUGAUUUUUCAAAUGAAAAACCAAUCACAUACAUUCAUAAGAGUUACACAGUUCUUAUUCAGACUGAUAGAGCAAUUUACAAACCAGGGAAUAAAGUUAUGUUUAGAUGCAUUUUAUUGAAUUCAAGACUUAGACCUACUCUUGCUAGAUUAAUAGAUAUUUACAUUACGGAUGGAAAAGGAAACAGAAUUAAACAAUGGGUUCGCCCUCCUGUAACGCAUGGAAUAUUUAAUGGAGAAAUUGAAUUAUCAGAAUCACCUGUGUUAGGUACUUGGAAAAUUACUGCUAAUAUUGGUGAUCAAAUAUUCGACAAAGAGUUCGAAGUUGCUGAGUAUGUUCUUCCUAAUUUUGAAGUUAACAUAGUUGCUCCCAAACAUUUUACAUUUAAAGACUCAAAAAUUACUGCAACAGUAUAUGCAAAGUAUACUUAUGGCAAGCCAGUGAAGGGUGAGGCAACGAUUACCGUUUAUCCUGAUAUCUUUUCGGGCGUUAUUCAACCAAUUUAUCAACAGCCUGUGCGGAAAGUGAUACCUAUUGAUGGAAAAGCAGUAAUUAGUUUUGAUAUUGAAUCUGAACUUAAACUAUCUGGUGAUUAUGAAAGACCAGUUAUAAUUGACGUUGCAGUGGAAGAAUCUUUAACUGGUAGACGACAAAAUACUUCUAUGCAAGUAACGCUACACAGGCAUAAAUACACAAUGGAUUUAAUAAAAACAUCAGAGUAUUAUAAACCUGGUUUAAAGUAUACAGCCUUUAUAAAACUGGCAUACCAUGAUGGAUCACCAGUUCAAGAUAACAAAAAUCCUGUUACAAUAAUGUAUGGAUACACUUAUAAUCAGUCUGCAUAUACUAUUAUUAGUAAAAUCCUAGACAAAAAUGGUAUGGUGCAACUGGAUUUUUAUCCAUCAAAAAAUAAUGAUAAUAUGUCAUUUCCAUUAAAUAUUGAGGCACAAUACCUGAGUCUCCAUGAAUGGUUUCCAUCGACAAAUCAAGCUAUGUCCAAAAACAAUGAAUAUAUACAAGCCAUUCUGAAAACUGAAAAUCCUACUGUUAAUCAAGAGAUUGAAAUUGAAGUGAACUCUACGAUUCCGUUAAAAUACAUUAAUUAUGAAAUAUUCGGACGUGGCGAUAUAUUAGACGCUGGUUCUAUAUAUGUACAAAACAAAUACACAACAACUUUUAAAUUUCUGGCAACAUAUGUUAUGGCUCCUACUGUGCAUGUAAUUGUAUACUAUGUAGGAAGUGAUGGAGAAGUAAUUGCUGAUGCUUUGGAUAUAGAAUUAGAAGGAGUGCUUCAAAACUUUGUGGAUAUUAAAGUGGCACCCGAAGAAGUUGGACCAGGAGAAAAUGUUAAUUUAAUCAUUACUUCAAAACCAAAUUCAUUUGUUGGAUUAUUAGGUGUGGAUCAAAGAUCUAUUUUACUUAAAUCUGGCAAUGAUAUUUCACAUGAACAAGUAUAUAAAGAGUUAAAAUCAUAUGACAUGAUAGAAGAUUCGCCAUAUGUGGAUUCAGUUUUCGAUCGAUACCUUUGGAGUCGUGGAUCAGCUUCAGCAAGUGAUGUUUUCAGCGAAAGUGGUGCUAUUAUUAUGACAAAUGGAUAUAUUCACGAAAAUUUCCCAAUUCGACAACCGGGAAUAUUGGAAGGUAGAAUAACAGGCUCGCCUCAUGGUGCAUCUACACUCCGGCCAGACAUUGGUCCACCUGUUACGCACAAACUAGCAACAAGACCACCAUUGGCAGGUCCUUAUGCCUUCUCUCGCAUCCCAACUCCUGUCUGGAAUAAGCCCCGUGUAUUCCUAAUGCAUGACAUCUUAAACACCUGGCUUUUUACAAACUUCUCUUCAGGGUAUGAUGGAAAGAAUGAACUGAAAAGAAGUGUACCUGAUUCUAUUACAUCAUGGGUAUUGACAGCAUUUUCUGUGAAUGAUGUUCAUGGAUUGGGACUAAUAAAAGAACCAAGGAAGCUAAAAGUUUUCAGACCAUUUUUCAUUGUUAUGGAUCUUCCUUAUUCUGUGAUUCGAGGAGAAAUUGUUGCGAUACAAAUUGUAGUUUUCAAUUACAUGAAUAAGGCUGUAGAAGCAGAAGUAUUAUUGACGCAUGAAGGUCAAUUUGAUUUUGCGGAAAUUUCUAAUGAUGUGCACGAUGUACCAAAAUUGGAAUUGUACCGUAAAAAGAAAGUCGAGGUAAAGGCUAAUUCUGGUUCCAGUGUUUCAUUUAUGAUCAUUCCAAGAGAUUUGGGUUACAUUACAAUUAAAGCAACUGCAAAUAGCAUAUUAGCUGGUGACAGUGUUGAACAUAAACUACUUGUAAAAGCAGAAGGAGAAACACAAUUCAUUAACAAAGCUGCUUUCUUAGACCUUAGAAGUUCAUCUAGUGCAAUGACCAAUUUCACAAUAGAUAUACCUAAAAACGCUGUACAAGGUUCUGAACAUAUUGAAAUAUCUGCAGUAGGUGAUAUUUUGGGCCCUAGCAUUCUAAAUCUAGCAAACUUAAUUAGAAUGCCUUCUGGUUGUGGAGAACAGAAUAUGUUAAAUUUUGUUCCAAAUAUAAUGAUAUUAAAUUAUCUAAAAAAUACAAAUCAGUUAACACAAGCAGUACAAGGUAAAGCUUUAAGAUAUAUGGAAAUAGGUUACCAAAGAGAGUUGACUUACAGACAUGAUGAUGGAUCAUUUAGUGCAUUUGGCUCGUCUGAUACUAGUGGAAGUACAUGGCUCACUGCUUUUGUAGCCAAAGCGUUCAAGCAAGCUAUGGAACAUAUUUUAAUUGAAGGUAGGAUAAUAGAUGAAGCUUUGCAAUGGUUAUCAAAUAAUCAAGCUCCAAAUGGAAGCUUUCCGGAAGUAGGAAAAGUUAGUCAUCGUGAUAUGCAAGGUGGAGCUGCAAAAGGUCUUGCACUCACAGCAUUCACUCUUAUUGCUUUUCUGGAAAAUGAUGAUUCUAAUGGAAAACAUAGAAACACAAUAAACAAAGGAAUUGAUUACAUUGUCCGUAAUGUGAAUGAUCUAAAUGAUAUCUAUGCUUUGAGUAUUUGCACAUAUGUUUUAAAUUUGGCAAAGCAUCCAUAUGAGAAUGCUGCAUUUAAUUUACUAGAAUCCAAAGCUAUGAUGAAAGGAGACCUUAAAUGGUGGAAUAAACCUGUACCUAAAGACGAUAAAAAUCCAUGGUAUUCUCUACCACGGUCUGUUGACGUAGAAAUGACAUCCUAUGCUUUAUUAACUUAUCUCAGACGUAAUCUAGUCUCUGAUUCGAUACCUCUAAUGAAAUGGCUUGUAAAACAAAGAAACGCUGAAGGUGGUUUUUCAUCCACACAGGACACUGUGAUUGGAAUACAAGCAUUGGCAAAAUUAGGUGAGAAACUAGCAUCAAAGAAUAAUGCUAUUUCAAUAACAUUUAUGUACGAGGGAGGUGGACAAAGUCAAAUGAAUAUAAAUUCUGAUAAUUCUAUGAUACUCCAAAAGCAUAUACUUCCUAGGAAAACGCGACUCGUUAACGUCACAGGUACUGGAAGUGGAUUUGCCUUAGUUCAAAUUUCAUUCCAAUAUAAUUUAAAUGUAACUGGAGCUUGGCCACUUUUUACUUUGGAUCCCCAGGUCGACAAAAAUUCCAAUGCCAAUCAUUUACAGCUUUCAAUUUGUUCUGGGUUUGUACCAACGAAAGAAGCGAACCAAAGUAAUAUGGUUGUGAUGGAAGUUAGUCUACCAUCUGGUUUCACUGCUGAUAGAGAUUCGCUGCCAAGUCUUGAAGUUUCGCAAAAUGUAAAACGCGUAGAAACUAAAGACGGAGAUACAGUAGUAAUAUUAUAUUUUGACGAGAUGGACAGGCAAGAAUAUUGUCCCACAGUAUCUGCAUUUAGAACACACAAAGUAGCUAAACAAAAACCUGUACCAGUUACUAUAUAUGAUUAUUAUGAUUCCUCAAGAAAAGCAAGAGCAUUUUAUGAACCAAGGAAAGCAACACUUUGUGACUUAUGCAAAGAAGAAGACUGUGAAGAUUUAUGUGUAUCACAACUUGGUAAACAAGAGGAUUCAUCUCAGUCUGCUACAUCACACCUAUCUGCCUGUGUAUACUUACAGUCAUUACUUAUGCUGUUCUCCGUUGUAUAUUUUAAAUAUUUGUAGCUAUCAUGUAGCAGAAACAGUUUAUAGUUCUGUUAAAAAGUACAAUGAUAAGGCUUUGAGUAUACAUGCAACCAAAGUACAUCACAUAUGAAAGUUAAUGUACUCCAAUUGUAAAGUAAUAACAUGGUUAUAUGUGAGCUUUAAACUACUACUUUGAACUGGAUAUUUAAAAUUUCGUAUUGAAUACUACUUACAUGUAGGUGAAAAUACCUUACAUAACAAAUUAAAUGAACAAAUUUUUGUUAUUGAUACUUUAUGUUAUAGUAAAUACAUUGCAUUGUUACUGAGUAAGUCAUUAUUUGUUUAGUUAUAAUUAAUAUUAUAAAAAAACUAAUAGACAUGAAAGAUUAGCCUCAAACAAAUAAAAGACUAGUUUCAUAUACCAUUACCCAUUAAUUCGGAAAAAGUAAGUACAUCUUUACCGUGAAACUUACAUAACCUUAUCGAGUCAACGAAAUCGUCACUCUUAACAGUGUGCAUAUACUCAUGAGUACUAUAUUUAUUAACAUUACUUCUAUUGACACCUAUGGAAUAACAUCUACCAACUACGUAAAGUAUAAAAAUACAUUAAAUACUAUAAAGUGAAGGCAAGUGCAUAAACGGCGUAAUAGAAUUGUAAGAUACAGUAUAACCUUGAAAUCUAAAUAAUGAUUUUUAAUUAUAUACGUAACUGA